UUUUUUAGAACGAAUUUGAUCUGUUUUUACAAAUUAACUCUUCAUUUCUGACAGAUAGCAACAGAAAAUCUCAUUAUCAGUUACUGUACGUUCUUUAUCGUGAGGCGUUCAAGGCCCGUCUUGGUGGGAGUGACUAUGUUAAUCAGCAUCAAACGGAAACAGGCAAAGUGCUGGGGCAUCACUCGUCUGAUUGGGUGCCUUUGUUCUUUCAAAUCGAGGUGUCCUCUCUUCUUUAUUGGCACCAACGGGCCUCUUGGGGAGAAGACAACUUUUACAGUAGGCUAGUGCUGUACUCCUGCAUGGACUUUCAAACUGCGGGGAUAAUGGAGUAAUAGCUAAUAUAAGGAAAGAUGGCCUGUCAGAGACAUGAUAAACCAAACAGACUUAGGGAUGAGCUGAGCUGCAUGCUGGUUGGUGAUGGAGCUGUGGGGAAGACUAGCAUGAUCAUCAGUUACAUCUUCAAUGGAUACAACAGCGAGUACAGACAAACAGCUUUUGAUGUUUUCACUGGUUUGGUUCAUGUGAAUGGAAUCCCAACUCGUAUGAAACUGAUAGAUACUGCUGGACAGGAGGAGUUUGACCACCUUCGCUCUCUGUGCUAUGCCCAUGUGGACGUCUUCAUCCUCUGCUUCAGCCUGGUCAACCCCGUCUCCUUUGACAACAUCACCUCCAAGUGGAUCCCACAGAUCCGAGCCGGCAACCCGACCUCUCCCAUCGUACUGGUUGGAACUCAGUCAGACCUUUGCCACAAUGUGGACGUCCUUAUUCAUCUGGACCAGCGGAGCAACAAGCCAGUGCCCUUCAGCCGGGCCAGAAGGCUGGCACACAGGAUCAGAGCUCAUGACUAUGUGGAGUGUUCAGCUCUGACGCAACACAACCUCAAAGAUGUGUUUGACUGUGCUAUAUUUGCUGCCACCAAGCAAAAGCACACUGGCAAAACAUCUAAAAAGCUCAGCCUGCUCAAACGUUUAAAGACUUUUUGUGAUUGUGGAUGGAGGAAAAUCUUCAGAUUCAUCUGAUGUGGAAUCAAAUAGUAGAUUGAAUGUACUCUGCUCAGUGGACACAGUGUGUUUGGGGAUUCUUAUCUAAAUAUUUCUCUACAGGAUGUGAAUUGUGCACUAAAACCACAUAAUUUGAGAUCACUGACAACCUGCAUUGCAAUAAGAAGGAUACAUUUUCAGUUCUUUUUCAUCUUCCCUUUCCUUUGUUUCAUGUUUUAUUUGCUGUUGUUUAUAUUUUUGUGUAUGUGUGUUAAAGGUUUGUAAUAAAGGCACUACAGUGUAACACAUAGACUAUUUCAUUUCCUGGUGCUGUGUUUUUUCUUAAAGAAUUGCUUUAAUGAAUGGAUCUGAAAACAUACAGUCUGUAGAUCCUGCAGUGGAAGGUACUGUCAGUGAAGAAAUGGAGGGAAAACACAAAGUGCCAUUUGAGACAAAUGGUCACCUGCUGAUACUUUGAAGUGCUACUUUACAAGACAAAAGCCAUUUAAAUCCAUCCUCUAUUUGAAAGCUUAUGCUGAGGCAUGUUACCACAGUUACUUUUAAAACA
This is a messenger RNA of Sander lucioperca (pikeperch), 1548 nucleotides long. RefSeq names its product rho-related GTP-binding protein RhoV-like. Gene Ontology annotation, molecular function: GTPase activity; GTP binding. Bases 351 to 1019 code for a protein of 222 amino acids. Lineage: Eukaryota; Metazoa; Chordata; Actinopteri; Perciformes; Percidae. The transcript has 3 exons. Gene Ontology annotation, biological process: small GTPase-mediated signal transduction. The record is from RefSeq and is a predicted model, not a curated record.